Messenger RNA from Trichomonas vaginalis G3, 2733 nucleotides. Its product is annotated as cysteine proteinases family. NCBI's taxonomy places the organism in Eukaryota, Parabasalia, Trichomonadida, Trichomonadidae. Gene Ontology annotation, molecular function: calcium-dependent cysteine-type endopeptidase activity. The coding region runs from base 1 to 2733 and encodes 910 amino acids. Gene Ontology annotation, biological process: proteolysis. The transcript has a single exon. Gene Ontology annotation, cellular component: cytoplasm. The record is from RefSeq and is a predicted model, not a curated record.
AUGCUCAACAAAUGCCUUGCUGAUACAUGCGAAAAUGCAACCAACAUAAAGAAUGAUUAUUGUGCAGAAAUUGGCAAGCAUAAGACCGCAAAAACAAAAUAUCGCGAUGACUCUUUCCUCCCUAAUACACCAUACAAACCUGUAGACAAACCGAUCUUCAGUGGUGCUGUUUGGGAGCGUGCAGAGAAGAUUUAUGAACAAUACACUAAUACUGAGAUCAAAAAUUCAGAAAUACACAGAGGUUUACUUAAAGAUGAUGCAUUAAUUGCAGUCUUAAGUGUGAUGAUGACAGAAAACAAAAAAAUCAUGCAGUGGUUCGAAACACCUCUGGAAUUGACCACAGGCAUUAUCUGUGUAAAGAUUCCAUUCAGAAGCCAAAUCGCACAUGUUGUUGUUGACUCCAAAGUUCCAAAAGCAGAUGGCAAACACUUACUUUCUAAGCCAUCUCGUGGUGGUUUUCCAUGGAGUGCUUACAUAGAAAAAGCUCUUGCAAAGCUUCUUGGAUCUUUUCGCGCAGUUGAGAAGUUAACAGUUAAAGAACUUUUAUAUUCGAUCUUCAACUACACAUCCCGCACAAUUGUCAGCUCCAAUUUGGACAACCGUAUUUUCGAAGAUGUGUCAACACUCAUCAAACAGAAUACACAAGCCUUCUGCAUUGUUGGCAAUUGCAAGGAUGCUAAUGACGUUGGUUUCAACCAAGAAAAUGUCUUCUUAGUCAAUUCAAUCACUUGCCAAAACAAAGAAUACUAUGCUCUUCUCUAUAAUCCAGGUGGCAAGCGCCGCUUCGUUUCUACCUUCGAAGAAAGACUUGAUCGCUGGAAAGGAGAAGCCAAAUUCCCGAAGGUCAAGGAUGAUGCUUUUGUUAUUCGUUCCGCAGCCAUUCAGAAGUACACACAAUACAUUUUACUUGCAUCUCCAACCAUCAAGAGCCAAAAUGAAAGUAACAUUUCCACAGAAAUCAAAGAAGGCGAACUUUUACCAGAAAAAUCGUUCAAGCUCAAGUCAGACAAAUUCGCUAACAUCUCAUUCAUCGUAGAAUGUUCCGAAUCCAUACCGCACGACGUCAUUAUCCUUGAAAACGAUCGUCUUAAAACACAUAUCGUUACAGGAGACUCAAUUGAGUUCUUUACUGUUCGUACAGACCCAGAGAAGCAGUAUACACUCUUCUUUAUGGCCGAAAAAGCUUGCAAGAUCAACGCAAACUUCAAUGCUGAAUCAGCUUUCACCGUACAAGAGGAAAACUUCGUCAACAACCCAUUACAGAAAAUCGGCUACGGCUACUUAACAUCCAGUAAGCACGAUGGCCGCACACCUCAAGCUCCAAGUAAUAUCGGACAUAUCCAGCAGUGGAGACUUAAAGUUUCAGAGCCAUGCAAGCUCAAUUUCCGCGUCAUUAAUAAGACAUACUGCGAUGCAAAGCACUUCUUCUUCAUCGCUCAAACAGGUGGAGAAAAACUUAGAACAUGCGGCGAAUUUUUCUACCAAGAACAUUGCAUAGAAGGUAACGAGCUCGAUGGCGAAUGGUCAGUUGACAUCACAGAUGUAUCAAAGGACUACGUUUUCGGUUGUUACAGAAAUGCAUGUUCAGUUACUACUUUUUAUGACUUUGAAAUCAUCGCUGAGAAGCCCAUUGAGUUCACAAAGAUACCAGAUAUCGAACCAUCGAUGAAUGUUGCUUCUAUCAACGACAAGAUUCCAAAUUCUAAAAACGAUAACAGAUCACCAGUUGCCGGCAACCAUGGUUUGACACGUCUUAGACAGUGGACAUUAAAUGUCAAUGAAGAUGGCAAGGUUUUCGUUGAAUUCGAGCAUAAUGACGGAUGCCAGCAUUCCGUUUGUAUCCAGAGAGGCAGCAAGAGGAUGAACCACUUCGGACUUGAAGAGCAUUGGUUAUUUGCCAGUGACAUGAAGUACGAUGUCUUUGAAUUUGAUGCCAAAAAAGGACUUUACACUGUAGCUGUUAUUAGAAGUUACAUGAAAGCUUCCAGUGAAUUCAAAGUCAAUUUCUACUCCAAAGUCGAUCUCUCCAUUAAGCAAGCUCCAUCUUUGAGUACCGAAAAAGCUCAUUUGUUCUCAAAAGAUGUCAGAUUCGAAACAGGAGAUGGCGCAGGAUUCUUCCCAAUGGAAGACCAAACACCACCGGCCAAACAGUACUAUUUGGUCAUGCCGGAGCCUCAAAUGUUGAUCGGCAACAUAGAAAUCACAAACCAGAAUCCAGAUGGUUUGUACUGUGUUUACAUAGAGAAGAAUGGCGGCAGGAAGCUAACAACAUCGAAUCCAGACCACUUAAGCGAACACGCGAUUGUCAGUGGCCAGACAAUUAAAGAGUGGUUCAAUUUCGAUGUCGAGUGCGAUCCAGAAGUUGGAACUGUUUUGACAUUCGCUGUUACUCGUAAAGGGCCAGGAAAACGUGCAACAAUUUCUGUUAGAUUCUACAGUCAGAAAGCUCUAGCAAUUCUGCCAGCAACAGAGGAUUUGACUGAAGAACAAAUUGCUGAGGCUAUUAAGAGGGCAAGGGAGGAAGAGCAGAUUAUCUCCGCAACUACUUCGCUUAAGAGAAUUCCUAACACUUUAUCGUCGAAGGAUGUAACUAUAGACAAUAGCACUGAAUCUCAGAACCAGACUGGCACUCAAAACGGUACACAGAAUGCUGGUGAUAAAUCAGGCCAAAGCCAGGCAAAUCCAAAUGGCCAGGAGAAUCAGCAGAAGUCAACUUGCUGCCUUCUUUUGUAA